Molecule: messenger RNA, 1544 nt
Organism: Neolamprologus brichardi
Lineage: Eukaryota; Metazoa; Chordata; Actinopteri; Cichliformes; Cichlidae
Source: RefSeq, a predicted model, not a curated record
AUGCCGAGGGCCUUUCUGGUUAAAAAGGCGAACGUUUCGCCGGGAAAGCGGAACUGGAGUGAACUCCCCGAUCAUGAACGAGGGGACGUCUACAUCCCAGUUUUCGUGAAAACAAUCCCCAUUGUUGCCAUCGGCGGAGUUUUUAUUGUCUGCCAGAAGACUUUCCAGUACCAGCGAAUGUUGAACAGACACAUCAAGUGUCACAACGAGACAAAGAGACACCUGUGCAGCUUCUGCGGCAAAGGCUUCAACGACACCUUCGACCUCAAAAGACACGUGCGCACACAUACAGGCGUCCGUCCAUACAAGUGCAACUUCUGCGACAAGGCCUUCACCCAGCGCUGCUCUCUGGAGUCCCACAUGAAGAAGAUCCACAGCGUCACCCUGAAGUACGCCUACAAGGAGCGACGCAACAAGCUGUACGUGUGCGAGGAGUGCGGCCACACGGCAGCAACUCAGGAUGCGCUGCUCAUCCAUCUCCACUCGCUUCACCCUGAGAGCCCCCUGCUGAAGAGCAAGGCUGCGAGGAGAGUGGGAGGAAGAGACGACGGGUCGGUUGGAGGAUCCAUUCCCGGUUCUCCGCAGGGAGCUGAAAGCGAUGAUACCACUGGAUCGGCCGAGCAGUAAAGAGAGAAGAUACAGAAGAUACUCAGAAAUUAACUCAGGGGGCAUCGAUGAAGGACUGUGUUGAGUGCAGAGGUGACUGUUUGAGCCAAGAUGCAUAGCCAUGGGAGAAAGAAAGCUACUGAUUGCACUGUAUAGGUGUGCAUAUUUACAUUUGUGUGUGUGUGUGUGUGUGUGUGUGUUUGGAUUUGGGCAUCUACUGUAAAUAACUCAGUGGAAUAAUGCAUUAAAGAAGAUUAAGUCUGACUUUUACAAAAAGCUGUUGGGGUACUCUACUUUGUCUUGAGUAAAGUGCUAGAGUAGAGUAACAUCAGAACUUUUAAAUAUAGGAAACCAUGUUUUGGAGUUGCUGCAGAUCAAACUUGUUGCAACACACACCGCUGGUACUCGCCUCUGCUGACCAGGAGUACUCACAAAAACACGGUGCCGUUUAGGUGGUCGUGUAUCAGGCCUUUCCCAUAGACUGUAUAGCAAAGAUGGACAUGGCCACUUUUUUUUUUUUUUUUUUUUUUUAACUGUGUUCAUAAAAUGCUAUGUUGAAGAAGAAUUGAAAGUGUUUACUAAGAUCUCAGAAAAAUGAGAAAUGUUUGUUUUGUGUUUUCAUAGACUUCCGUGCAUUCAGGCUUAUUUUGCAACCUGCUGGUCGUUUCAAAGACUGCAGGUGUCAGGGGUUUCACCAAAUUCCAGCAACCUGAUUUACGAGAAGACCGGUCCUAAUGUUUUGGCUCAUCUGUGCAUUUACAUGUGGCAUUUUGAUCUGCAUGAGAAUCGCUAUCAUAGAUAGAAUAUUUUUACAUAUUUGUUUUCAUGUGAAUAUUACCAUUGGGUUUAUAUGUACAGCAAGAAACUAUGAAAAUGUGCUUUUUAAAAAAAAAAAACAAACAAACAAACAUUUAUCCAUUAAAGGGACUAAUAUAUUA